AUGAAGGUAGCUUUUGAGGAAUGGUCAACGGUGACACAAUUAAAUUUCAUCGAAGUAAAAAGAAAUGGAAAUAUUAAAAUUGCAUUUGUCAGCGGUGAACAUGGAGAUGGAUAUUCGUUUGAUGGACCAGGUAAAAUACUAGCACAUACAUUACUGCCACCUUAUGGAUUAAUUCAUUUUGACGCAGAUGAAAAAUGGGCUGCAAUGAUAAUCACAGAACUUUCAAGAUAUGAUACCAUAGAUUUACUACCAACAGCAAUCCAUGAAAUCGGUCACAUUUUGGGUUUGGAACAUUCCUGGGAAAAAGAUUCUAUAAUGUCACCUUUCUAUCACUAUCAGACAAUUAAUGAUGACGGAGAAUACGUGAAGCCGACACUUACUAAGUGUGAUAUUUCACGCAUACAAAAAUUGUAUGGUAACAGAAAUGCUUCCAUUUGA
Molecule: messenger RNA, 438 nt
Organism: Brugia pahangi
Lineage: Eukaryota; Metazoa; Nematoda; Chromadorea; Rhabditida; Onchocercidae
Source: the annotation of a GenBank genome assembly